Xiphophorus hellerii (green swordtail) is the source of this 6709-nucleotide messenger RNA. It is a transcript of the gene slc1a4, whose product is annotated as solute carrier family 1 member 4. Lineage: Eukaryota; Metazoa; Chordata; Actinopteri; Cyprinodontiformes; Poeciliidae. Gene Ontology annotation, cellular component: plasma membrane. The coding region runs from base 218 to 1990 and encodes 590 amino acids. The transcript has 8 exons. The record is from RefSeq and is a predicted model, not a curated record. Gene Ontology annotation, molecular function: L-alanine transmembrane transporter activity; L-threonine transmembrane transporter activity; L-serine transmembrane transporter activity. Gene Ontology annotation, biological process: L-serine transport; L-glutamate transmembrane transport.
GAUACCAAAAUAUGCAAUAAUUCACACCUGUAGGUUCUGCUUGUCUUAAUCUUUGCAUAAAACACUUGUUGGUUACAAGUUUUGACGCAAACUGCGCACGUUUUAGAGUUUUCUUGGUACUUAUUGGGCUGAUCAUCCAUCUUAUUGAUCACAGUGAGACCCUAGCAAUCUCCUCAGCUCUUGCAUCAUUUGCUCCUGCUAUAAAGAAGUGGGCUAAAUGCGCAUGCGCCAUUGGCUUUGUGCGUCGUCGCCCCCUCUCCAUUGGCUAACCGCGCCCCCUCUGCGCUCAGCCUUUACAGCCGACCACUCCGUCUGUGAGCACUCGACCCACGCUGCGUGGAGCCGCUCGGAAAAAAAGAUGGAGAAAAAGAGCGAGAUCAACGGGCACGCCAUGCCCAGCUCCGCGUCCACCGCCCGGAUGCUGGAGAACAGCGAGGAGCCCGUUGAGGAGGACCAGCAGCAGCAGGAGGAGAAGAAGAAGCGGGGCUUCAAGGAGAGGUUGACCCGGUUCCUGAGCAGGAACCUGCUGGUGAUCCUCACCGUCUCCGGCGUCCUGGUGGGCGUCGGGCUCGGCAUGCUGGUCCGCGGCAUGAACCUGAGCAAAGCGCAGAUGAGCCACUUCGCCUUCCCCGGAGAGAUGCUGCUGCGGAUGCUGAAGAUGAUCAUCCUGCCGCUGGUGGUCUGCAGCCUGGUGUCCGGCGCCGCUAGCCUGGACACCCGCUCCCUGGGCAAGCUGGGCGGCAUCGCAGUCGCCUACUUCCUAGUGACCACGCUGAUCGCCUCCGGGAUCGGGGUGGCGCUGGCCUUCAUCAUCAAACCGGGGGUGGGCGCCGGAGCCCUGAACACCAACAGCCUGGGUCUGGAGAGCGUCAGCAGCAACAAGGAGACCACCGACUCCUUCCUGGAUCUGGCCAGGAAUUUGUUUCCAUCGAACCUGGUGGCGGCUGCUUUCCGUUCUUAUGCCACGGACUACAAAAUGGUCGCUGUGGGGAACGACACCAAUGGAACAACCCUGUAUCAAAAGGUGCCGAUUGGAACUGAAGCCGAUGGUAUGAACAUCCUUGGUCUGGUGCUGUUUGCUAUGGUGUUUGGCGUUGCCCUUCGGAUACUUGGAGAGGAAGGAGAGGAGCUCAUUCGCUUCUUCAACGCCUUCAACGAAGCCACCAUGGUGCUGGUGUCCUGGAUCAUGUGGUAUAUUCCCUUUGGCAUCAUGUUUCUUGUGGGGAGUAAGAUCGUAGAAAUGGAAGAUGUGGUUCUUCUGGUCACUAGCUUGGGGAAAUACAUUUUCGCUUCAAUCCUGGGCCACAUCAUCCAUGGAGGCAUUGUUCUUCCCCUCAUCUACUUUGCCUUCACCCGAAAGAACCCCUUCAGCUUCCUUUCUGGCCUCAUCACACCCUUCACCACCGCCUUCGCCACCUGCUCCAGUUCGGCAACUCUUCCCUCAAUGAUAAAGUGUGUGGAAGAAAACAACGGUGUGGACAAGCGCAUUAGCCGCUUCAUCCUACCCAUUGGAGCAACAGUGAACAUGGAUGGAGCAGCCAUUUUCCAGUGCAUUGCUGCCGUCUUCAUCGCACAGCUCAACAAUACUGAACUGAACGCUGGACAGAUCUUCACCAUCUUGGUAACGGCCACAGCCUCCAGCGUUGGCGCCGCAGGCAUUCCGGCUGGUGGCAUCAUCACCAUCGCCAUCAUCCUGGAGGCCAUCGGCCUGCCGACCAACGAUCUGUCCCUCAUGCUGGCCGUCGACUGGAUUGUGGAUCGUACCACCACUGUGGUGAACGUGGAGGGUGACGCUCUGGGUGCAGGAAUCCUCCACCACAUCAACCAGCUGGAAAUGAAAAAGCAGCAACAGGAAGUAGCGGAGGAACUGGAGGAAGUCAAGGUUGAAUCUGUGGCAAACGUUCAGGCGGAGGAGGAGACAUCGCCGCUUGUCAUGCGCCAAACCAAAAUCCCUGAGGGAAUGCCCGAAGCCAUCGAGUCUGUCCUGUGAACCCAGACAGACUUCUCUCUGACCAUCUGACCUGAGAUGUGUGAUGUUGCUGCUGAUCGGGCAUCAGUGCGACCCGAUGUCCUUUAAAAAAAAAACAACAAACAAAAACAAACAAAAAAAAAAACCAAGAAGGAAAGUUUGCAACUUUGAAGGUAAAACGAAAAAGUCAUCAAGAGUCUGUCAGCAGUGCAUCCAGGAUUCUAAUUCAGGAUAGUACAUAAUGCAAUCCAGAAAUAUUUUUCUAAUUAAAUACUCGGCAUAAGCGGUUAGUGGUUUCAUUUUUGUUUUAGUUUUUUGCUCGUAUUAACUCUAAAAUAGGCCAGAAACAUUCCGACAAAUGCCCAAGGUUGGUUUGCUUCAUUUACAGUAGCUCUCAAAAUUUACACAAAACUGUAUUAAAAUGCUUAGUUUGUUCAUUUUAAACUCCUUAAUAUAUCAUUUAAAAGUUAUUUCCACAUGAAGUGUAAAGUAAAUGUGCACGCCCUGAAACUUUAGUGAAACUAAAAUAAAGUCCUGCUAGUUUUUUUGACAUUAGCACAUUUUCAUCCUUUAGCUAAAGCCACAGAAUGCAGAGAGGUUACAAAGCAUCAAAACGAUUUUAUUGCACAAAGGUAUCAGUCAGGAGAAGAGUGUAAAAACAUCCACAGUGUUAAAUAUUUGUACACCAUGUCUGUAACUGGCAGAAGAUGUUUUAGUUUGAUGAAACAACCAGGAACAUUUGGAAAGCAGGUAUACAAUAUACUUAACUUUUUUGUGCUAUACGGUUAGCACAAAAAAUCGAUUAGCCUGAGCCAAACAUGGUGGUGGCAGCAUUAUGGCUUGGGGUUACUUUUCUUUCUUUGUAAUUGAGUUACAUCUUAGAUUAAUCAGCAAAAAUGUGAAUCAAAAUUGAAGGAUCGGUUUAGGUGUUCAAACAAAUACAACUGGAUUAUUGUAUCUUUUAUUAUUUUUUUAACAGAUUUGUUUGUUUUACAGCCAGUUGUAGCGUAUAUGUGCCAUAAACUUUGAAUUUUAACAUGGAUGGGGACGUUUUUAAGAGUCACUGCAGAGUAAAGACAGAAACAGCCUUUAAUGUUCUGUUUUCUGAACGUUAUGGAUUCUUUUAUUUGUAUCUACCAUCAAAAAGAAGAAUGCAGGACCAUCAUUGACCUUAAAGGAAUAGCAAUCAAAUUAUCAACAUUGUUUUGAGUAAAUUAUACAUUCCAUCGCUUGAUCAUGUGUGAUGGAAACAGUGAUGAUAGCUGCUAUUUCAAGUGAAAAUAACAGAUUUUUUUGGUUUCGUAAUUAGAUGGAGUUGAAUUUGCAGCUGAAUUUGGCUCCAAAUCGUGAAAAGUAUAUCUCCAGAUAUCUGAAACCAUGGGAAAAAAGUGAUUUGAUGCUUGCUCCCUAUUUUCAGGCUGAUUUCCCAAUUUUGUAGGAGGUUUAAAAAAAACACAAACACCUCAAAUACCUUAAAGCUCAGCUAGCUCACCAAGCUUGCUAGCUCAGCUAGCCUGGUAUCGCAGUAAAUGAAUGUUAGCUGCUUUUUAGUAACUUAUCAGCCUAAUUUUCUUUUCAGACUUGAUCUUUAAAUUUAUUUGUUAUAAUGUAUUUUAUCUGUAUUGCUAAAAACUUUUGGAAAGUAUGUUGGCGACAAAUUUGUAAAGUAUGCUAGCUAACUAACCCGCUAAAGCAGUGCUGACAUUCAGCUAACGGUUAAUUUAGGAUAGCAUUCAUCUUUUAGCUAAGUUUUAGUCAAACUGCCUUAGUUAGCAGACUUUAUGUUAAAAUAAGUUGUAAGCAUAACUAAAAAUGUGAUUUUUAUAUAUUCGGACAUUAACUGACAUCUAAGGGUCAUAAUGUAGCAGCUAAAUCAAAUGGGUUUUACUGUAAUUGUUCACUUUUUGCUAAAAACCUGACACUUGUGAAGACACUAAAACUACCAAAAUGGCCCCUGUCAUGGCCACCAUGUUGUAUUUAAAUCUGGGUGCCAUUUGUUAUGUAACUUCCUGGUUACACAGAAAACUAGCCAGAGCACUGUAAAAAUGAAAACAUUAAAAAUACAGAAUGGAAAGGAAUGGAUGUAAAUUUUGACAAUAAUUACAUGUUUGCUGACUGUGUGGAAACACUAAUGUACAGUUCAGUUAUUCAAAAGCAGUUAUAAGUGAAAACAUGUUUAUUUGGCAGCCAUUUUUAAAUUCAAUAUGGCAGCUAUAAUGGUAUCAAGGGCCAGUAGUGCCAAAAUUCUGCACAUAAGUUAAAUACAUAAUAAUUUCUUCUAAAGAUAUACAUUAAGUGAUCUAAUGAUUUAAAUGUUUCAUUAAGUGAAAACAAUUAAAUGCUGAACACGUUCAUUAAAUAAAUUUUUUUAAUGAAUGUAUAAAUAUUACAGCAUUUAUUCUUUUUUUUCUAGUCAUUUUCAGUAAAAAUUUCCACAAUUGAGUACACAAAUAAGUUGUGAAAAAUACUUGUUUAUGUAAUUUAAAUAAGUCUGGAAAUGCAUACAUGAAGAAAUAAAUGCUAAUUUUAAAUGUUUCAAUCAUGUACUUCAAUAAAUACUGAAAUAAUUGUUUUUACAUUAUAAUUUCAAAUUUUAAUUUUCUACAUUUAAUUAUUUGUUAUAAUAAAUUGAAACAUUGAAGUAAUUAUAUAUUGCUUAUUUAAUAUAUUGUAGUUUAAUUUAAAUUCUUGUAAGUGUAAAAGUUAUUUGGCAAAUUUGUGGUACUUUUGGUAAAAGACGAGAAAAUUAUGGGGAUCAAAAUAGAUGUGAAAUUCAGAUUUUUGCUUAAAGUGAGCAAUGUUGACCUUUACAACUCUACUACAUAACAAUAAAAAUGCAGAAUUUCUACUAAUUAUCAAAAACCUCUGUGAAAUUUGUAGCACUGUUUAUGCUUUCCAACAAAUACUGACAGGAUCUCAUCUGACAUCAAGCAAAUUAUCGGUGCACCUUGUUUUGUUUGGCGACACAAAAGCGCUCCAGUCUUUCGCUCAGAUAAAAAAAAUGGUGGCUGUUUUGAAAAUAUGUUACACUUAAAUAAAAGGUUCUCCCUCUGUUUACACUCUAACACUGGACCAAAAUGCCGUAAUUCACAUAAUUAUUAUUAUUUUUUUGUCUAUUUUAUCUUUUUGUGCUGUUAAACUACACUGGACAUUAUAGGAUGCUAUUGAUAAUAUUUGUCUGGUUUUAAAACCAAACAUGGUGACAAAAAUAUGGCAAAAAUAUGUCACUUUUACCAACUUUAGUUAAUAUUGGUUGUACGACGGAGUAUCAGGGGCACGCUAAAAAAAGUAAAAUUGUGAGAAUAGAGUCAUAAUAUUAGAAGAAUAAAGUCGAAAUAAUAUGAGAAUAAAGUUGUAGUAUCAUGAGAAUAAUUAUAAUAUUACGACUUUAUUCUCGUAUUAUUUUGACUUUAUUCUCAGAUUAUUGCAACUUUACUCUCAAAUUAAUUCUAGUUUCUCGUAAUCCUACAACUUUCUUGUAUUAUUUUGACUUCAUUCUUGUACAACUUAAUAUGACUUUAUUUUUCUUAAAUGACUACUCGUACUAUUUCGAGUUUAAUCUUGUACUUUAUUCUCCUAAUCUGACUAUUUUUGUUUUACUUCGACGUUAUUCUAGUACUCUCGUAAUAUGACUAUACCCGUAAAAUUAAAACUUUAUUCUCAUAUUAUUGCAACUUUAUCUAUAAUUCGCGUCUAUUCUUGUACUACUAUGGCUUUAUUCUCGUAAUACAACUUUCUUGUAUUAUUUUUGACUUCAUUCUCGUGCGACUUUAUUCUCGUAAUAUUAUACGUUUCUUCUCAUAACUUUAUUUUUCUUAUCCUCGCCCGGAUUCCUUGUCGUAUGGAAAAGUUAGCUUGUCUGUUUUCUUGCAUAUUUUUAUUAUUCUGCCUGGUUGAUCCUUCUUUAAAUGAAAAUCAGUCCCUGUUGUUGACAUUGUUGCUCCUUUUUUAAAAAGUUUUAAAGUUUGUGAGCCCCACGUUUCUGCACUGUGUGCUCUUUUCAUUUCUGGAUUAUUUUGGAGGGAAUAAUCUGGUGCUGUUGUUGUUUGUGCCAAAUCUACAAUCUCUCUUUGAAAACUGCAACUUGACCAAUAAACCCCUGCCUCCCUCUAGUGGCUGUAAUGUGAAAAUGCUAUAAAAAAUACUGUGGUGCAAAGCAACAUUUCCUAUUUAUUCAUGUUAUUUAACAUUAAGAAGCGGAAGGUGAUUCUGAUCCAGUGCUUGCUCAUGUGAUAUUGUGUAUUCUGUGAAAACCACUGCAGUGAGUUUUUUUUUUUUUGUGGACUCUUGGGAAUGUGGACAUUUAGUAAAGAUGUCACAAAUGUCUGCUUUAAUUAAAAAAAUGAAGAAAUGUUUCAGUCAUUAGACAUAUCAGAUUAAUUAACCUCACACUGAGUUGUACGACUACGUGGUACAUGGAAUUUAUAUCCAUAUAUAUAUAUAUUUGAUAAUUUAUUGUGAUUUGUUUAACUUUUAUGAAUCAUUUUUACUUGUUUUUUUUAACACUAUACACUUUCCCCCUCAGUUUUCAAUGUUUCUACCGUAAGAACACACUUUAUAGCCUCAAUCCUGUGGAGACUUUUCCUCUCAAACAGAAUGUAAGUAAUUUUUGCUCUUAUUUUUAGUGCUUAAAAUGACUGCUAUGCUACCUGUGACAUGUCUGUGUCUAACAUUGUACAGCUGUUUGCUGUUAUUCCUGCUGCCUGUCUUCAUUAAAGAUGUUUUCUUUUUUGUUUUUGA